GCGCGCGCGUGCGCCUUUGUGUGUGUGCGCGUGCACCUCUUGCUGGCAUCCGUUGCAAGUCGCACCGAGCCAACAGCGGCUUUUGUGCGUAUGAUGCACCGUGGUCGACGCACCUGUACGCACAAUAAACCUAGCCCUUGUACUGCCUGGUCCCCCGCCGCUCGGCACCAGCACAGUCAGCAGCGGAAGCACAGAAUUCUGGAUUUUAAAAACUACGGCUCUGUGGAGUUUACAGCUGGAUUUUAACAGUUGGAUACUCUUGGUGGUCUGUUUAACUCAGGACUUUCCCCAGUUUGUGAGCAUCGGAACGGUGAAUGUGGCCAGCUGGGGCAGGUGUGAGUCUCCUUGUAGGAACAGCGGUGUUUGUGGGAGUCAAAAUGGGAAUUUCUGCCCUGUUGGCCUCUAAAUCCCCCGGUGGAACAGACUCAACGUGACAGGCGGGUAUAGUAUUACAGACGUCCUCUCCGCUCCCCGGAGGCGAUGUUUACCAGGGCAUGGGAGUUAAGUGAAGAUGGUGAAAAAGUGGGGGACAACCUUGCUUCAUACCUCUGUGCAGUGUUCAAAACCAAAAUGAUGGAACUGAGAGAGGCCAGUGGAUCCCUUGUCAGCUCCAUUUCCCAGCGGACAACAUGAAGGAAGGAAUUCCACUCGCCCUGAUAGACAGAGAGGUCCAUUCUAUCAGACCUUGCACCAGGAAUCUUUAUAGCGUCUGUUUUGAAGAAUAAAAAAACACAGUAAAUCAUCACCACCUCCUCCCCUCUCCCUCUGUUGGUCCUUUCAUUUACCCUACAGAGGAAAACAACAAUUCCUCCAUACGACCACUCUGAAGCUACUGGGCAAUUUACUCAUGUAAUUGACCUUAAGACUGUUAACCACAACGACUGUUAUCCUGAUACUGCCCUUUUUCCUUAAAUAUAUAUUUCUGCACAUAUUGUUGAUAAAACUGUGGAUCCCUGAAACUCUGUCUAACCCCCCCUAAGAUUGAAUUCCCCUAAAAUACUUUUUUGGAUUAAUAAAUUCUUUGCAACUAUGGAUCUUGUAGGUUUUUAUAUCAGGCUGCAAGUGCUCCUCAGCACAUGUCUGGGACUGGAAUUUUUAGGCACACCAGGUCAGUGGGCACGCUACCUCCGCUGGGACGCCAGCACUCGUGGUGACCUCAGCUUCCAGUUCAAGACAGAGGCUUCAGAGGCGCUGAUGCUGUAUUUUGAUGAUGGAGGCUACUGUGACUUUCUGCAGCUGUUGGUGGUGCAGGGCCAACUGCAGCUGCGUUUCAGCAUCGACUGUGCUGAGACCACAGUUGUGUCUGACAGACGGGUGGAUGACGGCAGCUGGCACUUUGCCACUCUGAGCAGGUAUAACCUGCGUACAGUGCUGGUACUGGAUGGCCAGGCCACAGCUGAUGAGGUGCGGCCUCAGCGUCAGUUCAUGAAAAUAGUCAGCGACCUGUUCCUGGGUGGAGUGCCUCAGGAUAUCCACAAUGGUGCACUCACACUGCCUACGGUGCGAAACAUGCAGCCCUUCAGGGGUACAAUUACAGACCUCAAAUAUGGAAUCUCACAGCCCCUGUUUCUGGGAAGCCUUAAGGUGCCCCUGGAGUCAGAAGGGUUGUGCACUGUGAACCCAUGUGAGAAUGGCGGUACAUGCUCAGUGGUGGAUGGAGAGCCGAUCUGUGACUGCUCCAAAACAGAGUACAAGGGUCGCUUCUGCAGUGAAGAUGUCAUCAGUAAUAUGCCAGGCCUUGCACAUAUGAUGGCAGAACAAGCAAGGGAAGAGAAUGUGGCCACUUUCCGUGGCUCAGAGUACUUCUGCUAUGAUCUCUCUCAGAACCCCAUCCAGAGCAGCAGUGAUGAGAUUACACUCUCUUUCAAGACAUGGCAGCGCAACGGCCUUAUCCUUCACACCGGCAAGUCGGCUGACUACGUCAACCUGGCACUGAAGGAUGGCGCUGUUUCCCUUGUUAUCAACCUCGGCUCCGGAGCCUUUGAGGCCAUUGUGGAGCCAGUCAACGGGAAGUUCAAUGACAACUCGUGGCAUGAUGUCAAAGUGACCCGCAACCUUCGACAGGUGACAAUAUCAGUGGAUGGGAUUCUGACCACCACGGGUUACACCCAGGAAGACUACACAAUGUUGGGCUCUGAUGACUUCUUCUAUGUGGGUGGAAGCCCCAGCACCGCUGACCUGCCUGGAUCUCCAGUCAGCAACAAUUUCAUGGGCUGUCUCAAGGAGGUGGUGUAUAAAAACAAUGACAUCAGACUUGAGUUGUCUCGCCUGGCUCGAAUUGUGGAUCCUAAAAUGAAAAUCCAGGGUGAGGUGUCUUACAAGUGUGAGAAUGUGGCCACCUUGGACCCCAUUUCUUUUGAGACUCCAGAGGCCUACAUCAGCCUCCCCAAGUGGAACACCAAACGGAUGGGAUCCAUCUCCUUCGAUUUCCGCACGACUGAACCCAAUGGCCUCAUCCUCUUCACCCAUGGCAAACCCCAGGACCGCAAAGAUGCUGCCCGCAGCCAGAAGAACACCAAGGUGGAUUUCUUUGCUGUAGAGCUGCUGGAUGGCACCCUGUACCUGCUAUUGGACAUGGGCUCAGGCACUAUCAAGGUGAAGGCCACCCAGACAAAGGUCAAUGAUGGUGCUUGGUAUCAUGUGGACAUCCAGAGAGAUGGACGCUCAGGCACCAUCUCUGUAAACAGCAGAAGAACCCCAUUCACAGCUAGUGGUGAGAGCGAGAUUCUGGACCUGGAGGGCGACAUGUACUUGGGGGGGCUUCCUGUUGAUCGCACGAACCUCAUCCUGCCCACGGAGCUCUGGACAGCAAUGCUCAACUACGGCUAUGUGGGAUGUAUCCGUGACCUUUUCAUUGAUGGUCGAAGCAAGGACAUCCGUCAGAUUGCUGAGGCACAAAAUAGCGCUGGCAUCAAACCCUCAUGCAACAAGCAACCGGGCAAGCAGUGUGAAAGCUACCCAUGCAAGAACCGAGGUGUGUGCAAAGAAGGCUGGAAUCGAUUCAUCUGUGACUGCAUUGGGACUGGCUACUGGUCACGCACCUGUGAGAGAGAGGCUUCCAUCCUCUCCUACGAUGGCAGCAUGUAUAUGAAGGUUGUGAUGCCUACCAUCAUGCACACUGAAGCGGAGGACGUCUCCAUGCGUUUUCGUUCCCAGCGAGCCUAUGGCCUCCUUAUGGCCACCACCUCCCGAGACUCAGCCGAUACGCUCAGGCUGGAGUUGGAUGGGGGUCGUGUCAAACUCACGGUCAACCUAGACUGUAUCAGGAUAAACUGUAACUCCAGCAAGGGACCGGAGACCCUGUAUGCCGGGCAAAAGCUCAAUGAUAAUGAAUGGCAUACGGUGCGUGUGGUGCGUCGUGGCAAAACCUACAAGCUAACAGUUGACGAUGAUGUAGCAGAAGGCCAAAUGGUGGGCGACCACACUCGUCUGGAGUUCCACAACAUUGAAACAGGCAUCAUGACAGAGCGCCGAUUUAUAUCUAACAUCCCGUCCAGCUUCAUUGGUCAUCUGCAGAGCCUUAGAUUCAACGGCAUGCUCUACAUUGACCUGUGCAAGAAUGGUGACAUCGAUUAUUGUGAGCUUAAUGCCCGCUUUGGGAUUCGUUCCAUUAUUGCUGACCCUGUCACCUUCAAAUCCAAGAGCAGCUACCUGAGCCUGGCCACCCUACAGGCCUACACAUCCAUGCACCUGUUCUUCCAGUUCAAGACCACCUCCCCAGAUGGCUUCAUACUUUUCAACUCUGGAGAUGGCAAUGAUUUUAUUGCUGUAGAACUGGUUAAAGGAUAUAUCCACUAUGUUUUUGACCUUGGAAAUGGGCCUAACCUCAUCAAGGGCAAGAGCGAAAGGGCACUGAAUGACAACCAGUGGCACAAUGUGGCCAUCACCCGAGACAAUAGUAACACCCACACGCUGAAAGUAGACGCUACAGCCACUAGUCAGAGUAUCAAUGGGGCCAAGAACCUGGACCUGAAAGGUGACCUGUUCAUCGCUGGACUGGGUCCAGGAAUGUAUGGUAACCUGCCUAAACUAGUGGCUUCCAGAGAAGGCUUCCAGGGCUGUUUGGCAUCAGUGGACCUCAACGGUCGCCUGCCAGAUCUCCUCAAUGACGCCUUGUUUCGCAGCGGGCAGAUUGAGCGUGGAUGCGAAGGUCCUAGCACCACCUGUCAGGAGGACUCCUGUGCCAACAUGGGUAUUUGUAUCCAGCAGUGGGAGAACUACACUUGUGACUGCUCCAUGACCUCCUACACUGGCACACAGUGCAAUGACCCCGGGACAACGUACAUCUUUGGCAAAGGAGGAGGCCUCAUUACAUUCAAUUGGCCAGCCAAUGAGAGACCCAGCACCAGGACAGACAGGCUGACCGUCGGCUUUAGCACCUCCCUGAAAGAUGGCAUCCUGGUUAGGAUUGACAGCGCUCCUGGUCUGGGGGACUACCUCAUGCUGCACAUACAAAAAGGAAAAAUUGGAGUGACAUUCAACAUUGGCACAGUGGAUAUCAGUGUGCAGGAAAGCAGUACCCCAGUGAAUGAUGGGAAGUAUCAUGUUGUCCGUUUCACCAGGAAUGGUGGCAAUGCUACACUGCAGGUGGAUAACUGGUCGAUCAAUGAACAUUUUCCAACAGGGAACAGCGACAUUGAACGCUAUCAAAUGGCCAAUAAGAAAAUUCCUUUCAAAUACGCCAGACCAGUAGAAGAGUGGCUACAAGAGAAAGGACGACAGCUGACAAUUUUCAAUACUCAAGCAACAGUCGCAAUUGGUGGUAGUGAUCGCGGUCGGCCCUUUCAGGGUCAACUGUCUGGCCUUUACUAUAACGGCCUCAAGGUGUUGAACAUGGCUGCAGAGGGUAACCCUAAUAUCAAGAUUAAUGGCAGUGUGAGGUUGGUAGGUGAUGUGCCCAGUGUGGCAGGCUCAGCAAGGACCACGGCCAUGCCUCCAGAGAUGUCCACAACAUUCAUUGAGACUACAACCAUGAUGUCCACCACCACCACACGGAAACACAGAUCCCCUUCAACUGUACAGCAUACAGCAGAAGACAUUGUGUCAUCCGCAGAGUGUUCGAGUGAUGAUGAAGACCUGGAGGAGUGUGAAACUAGCCAUGCAGAUAAGACCUUGUCCACAUCAGGCUUUGAAGGUGGCUACAAAGCUCACAUGCCCAAGACUUUUAGACCUAACAAACCUUCAGUCUCCAGACGCAGUAGGACUACCACUUCCGCCGACCAGAGCCGCACCACCACCACCACCUUUGCCUCCACCGCAACCCUCCACAAUGCUCCGGCCAAACAGCCGGCUGGUAAAAUGAAUAACCGCGAGCUAAAACCCCAGCCCGACCUAGCGUUGCUUCCAUUGCCCACAUCCUUUGAGGUAGACAGCACCAAGCUGAGGGGCCCAUUAAUAACCUCCCCAAUGUUCCGUAAUAUACCCACAGCACUCCCCACAGAGCCGGGCGUCAGGCGAGUUCCAGGGCCCUCGGAAGUGGUCCGUGAAUCUAGCAGCACCACCGGGAUGGUCAUCGGAAUAGUGGCAGCCGCUGCCCUGUGCAUCCUCAUCCUUCUGUAUGCCAUGUAUAAGUACAGGAACAGGGAUGAAGGCUCCUACCAGGUGGACGAGAGCAGGAACUACAUAACCAACUCAGCUGUGCAGAGCAAUGGCGCUGUGAUGAAGGACAAACAGCAGAACUUGAAAGGCAGCAACAAGAAACAGAAAAAUAAGGAUAAGGAGUAUUAUGUGUGA
Xiphias gladius (swordfish) is the source of this 5733-nucleotide messenger RNA. RefSeq names its product neurexin 3a (gene nrxn3a). Lineage: Eukaryota; Metazoa; Chordata; Actinopteri; Istiophoriformes; Xiphiidae. The record is from RefSeq and is a predicted model, not a curated record. The coding region runs from base 1030 to 5733 and encodes 1567 amino acids. The transcript has 25 exons.